Limanda limanda (common dab) is the source of this 3238-nucleotide messenger RNA. RefSeq names its product aftiphilin a (gene aftpha). Gene Ontology annotation, biological process: intracellular transport. The record is from RefSeq and is a predicted model, not a curated record. The transcript has 10 exons. NCBI's taxonomy places the organism in Eukaryota, Metazoa, Chordata, Actinopteri, Pleuronectiformes, Pleuronectidae. The coding region runs from base 210 to 2789 and encodes 859 amino acids. Gene Ontology annotation, molecular function: clathrin binding. Gene Ontology annotation, cellular component: AP-1 adaptor complex; trans-Golgi network membrane.
GCCGGUGACUGACUCAACCUUCACUUCCAGCCGGUUCCUCCCCGGUUCUCCCCCGGUUCUCCCCCGGUUCCUCCCCGGUUCUCGCCCGGUCCCGCCCCGGUGCCUCCGGCUCCAGACCCGCGGAGCGUCGUGUGUUUCCCGGAGUCAUGGACGUCACCAGCCGGCGUGUGACGGUGUAGCCAGGAGGAUUCGUCGACUGCCGUAGAACCAUGGAGCCAGAUGUGAUACGCAUGUACUCCUCCUCGCCGCCGCCGAUGGAGGACGGCGCAGAGGAAGAGGAAGAUGAGUUCGGGGACUUCGGAACCUUCUCUGCUGUCCCGAACAGCAUCAGCUUCACAGAGUUCGACACCCCCACCACCUUCAACCAGACCCAAGCCCUGGACGCCACCUCCCCGCCCGAGCUCAGCAACAGCAGAGGCGCCAAAGUGUUCGGCUCAUCAAACGCCACGACUGAGCGGCCCACAGCUAACGGCGUGCCAGCGAGCCACCCGGGCGCUUGUCCCUCAGAAAGAACUGAGACGAGGAAAGUCCCGUCCUGCUCCCCGGACGCCUCGGGGAGCAGGACAGUUGGUGGCGAGCUCGCCGACUGCAACGGAGAAGGCUCAGCGGUGCUAACGAACGGGUUUGGCGUUCAGGGAAGCCCCUCCUCCCAGAGUUCUGUCCUGUCUCAUGUAAGAGGAACGUCCACUGAGGACACAGGCAACGUCCUGGUCAGCAGCCCAGCAGACGAUUUUGCAGACUUUGCAGCUUUUUCCGAUGCUGAAGAAUUCAGUCAGACGACGAACAAGGACACGAACAGUCCCUCAGGGGUCAGCUGGGUGGGGGACAUGUCCUGCCACGCCCAGCACUGUGACACAGAGCAGGGGACACGUCCAGAGGACCAGCACUGUGACGCAGAGCAGGGGACACGUCCAGAGGACCAGCACUGUGACACAGAGCAGGGGACACGUCCAGAGGACCAGCACUGUGACACAGAGCAGGGGACACGUCCAGAGGACACUCUCAGGGACACAAACAGAACUGAACCCAACGUGUCCGGCCCUGAAUCCAGACCUGCUCCAGCGGAGGCCCUGGACCGGAGCUCCCACACAGACUCUGAUCAGGAGAGCUCCGCCUCCGAUGAUGAAGCCGUCUCUCUGAACACGGUGGACGUAGUUGUGGACGUAGUUGUUGACGGGGACGAAUCCGAAGACGCCGCGGGCUGCAACGGAAACGACCUCUCGCCUGAAGCCCCUGCAGACAGCGAGGAGGGACAGUCGGACGAGAAGGGCUCUUGGAAUGAGACGGAGACGGAGACGUCUUUCGGCCGGCCGCUGUCGACAGACGCUCUGGAAGACUACGCUGACAUCAGCACCACGGGCUCAGUGCCCUCCCCCCCCCUCCAGGGGGAGCCCUCCACGCCCGCUGACCACAGCCAGCUGGUGGAGGACGACGAGGACUUCGGGGACUUUGGGGACGCGGACUCGUUCGGCGCUCAGGGCUUUGCUGAUUUUGAAGAGUUGGACGUUGAGCAGGAGCAGAGCACGCCGCCCAGCUCGGCUCCAGCACAGGAAGUGACAAACACCAGUGAGGACAACGACUUCGGCGACUUCAACUCCCCCGGCGUCCUCGGCAGUGGGAACGAGCGGCAGGAUGAAGGACAGUUUGAAGACUUCCCUGUCAGUGACAGUUUCGGUAACUUCAGCUCGGCCGUUGAGAACGCCGACGGCGAGGUGGACGCGGGGUGGAGCGCCUUCGGGGAGCAGGAGCAGCCGGUGGAGGGGGAGGAGUCGUGGGCAGCGUUCAGCUCGGAGCAGAGCGUCGCCCUCCCUGCAGAGAGCAGAGAGGAGGAUGAGGUCAUGGAGGAGGAGUGGCAUGAGGGCGAUGCGGGCGGCGAGGAAACGAGCAGCACGGGCAGUCAGGCGGCGUCGCUGUCCACUCGUCUGCUGACGCUGUUUCAGAGCAGCUUCCCUCACAGCACCGGCGCCGCCCUGGUGGAGGAGGAGGUGGCUUCACUGAGGAUCCUGCUGGAGCCUCCGGAGGACAAACAGCCCGGGGACGAGGAGACGAGGUCGGCGUGCAACAGGUGGGUGCAGGGCGGCGUGUGGACGCAGCUUCAGGACAUCAACGAGGCGCUGGGCCUCAGGUACCAGUGGGGGGGCUCGCACGGGAACAAAGUCCUGCUCUGCUGCCUCGGCAUCGACACCAGAAACAUCCUGUUCACGGGUCAGAAGAAGCAGCCGGUCAUCGUGCCCAUGUACGCCGCCAGCCUGGGGAUGCUGGAGCCCACCAAAGAGCCCGUGAAGCCCGUCUCCGCAGCAGAGAUGAUCACGUCCAUCGCUCAGGCGUCUCCGCUGGCUCCAGAGAGGAGCUCCUGUCCCUCCGACGCCGUGCAGCAGGACGCGCUGCCACCCGUUCAGUUUGACUGGAGCAGCAGUGGCCUGACCAACCCUCUGGACGCGAGUGGAGGCUCAUCUUUAUUAAACCUGGAUUUCUUUGGUCCUGUGGAGGAUUCGGGCUCCGACAGCUCCACAUCCAUCCCAGGCGUGGACCCUGAACUUUACGAGCUGACGACGGCCAAGAUGGACGCCGGGAGCUCCGGCAGCCGCAUGGCCGACGCCUUCGCCCGCCUCAUGUCCACCAUGGAGAAGACCAGCACCUCCACCAGGAAGCCGAGGAGAGAUGAGAAUCUGAGCGAGGAAGCGGCGAAGGUCAUCUCCUUCCUGCCGGACCUCUCCUUCAUGACGGCCAAGGUGCUGAUGUUCCCCGCCACGCUGACGCCGCUCGACUCCCGGGCCGCGUCGGACUGACACCUGCUGACCCCGCCCCCUGACCACUGCCUCCGUGGCCCCGCCCACAGAUCUAGUCCAUUUUAACACUGUAGUUUUUUUUAAUUUUUUAAUUUUCUGCUACAGUUUUUUCUUUCAAACUUUCUUGUUUUUUUAAACUUUGGCGCUUUUGUUUUUCCAGUAGAGCGCAGCGGCUGUGACGAGCAGCCGGCGCCACGGGAACGUUCAGAGCGCAGCGGCUGUGACGAGCAGCCGGCGCCACCGGAACGUUCAGAGCGCAGCGGCUCACAUCCACCAACCUGUUGUAAAUAAUCAGGGAUCAAACCUUUAGUUUUUUAGAUUCUGAUUUUACGUCUGAAGGAAACAAAAGCUUUGAAUCAAACUGAAGUGGAAUAAAUAUAAAAACAUAAAUGUAUAUAUAUAUGAUCAGUGUAAAACCAUUUAUAAACAUAUGAAAUCUAUAUUUAUGG